AUGAAUUCCUUCACUGUUGGCUUCAUCCUAGGAUGGCUUGGAUUGGUACAUUGUUAUCAUCUGGCUCCACCUGUAUACCCGUCUCGUAGAAACAUUACAACCACACCCAAACCAACCACUACCACAGCACCAGUUGAAUAUGAGCCGCCGGAAAUAGAAGGUCCCGUGUCCACAACAACUACAGUUGCCACAACAACUACUAAAAAACCAACCACGUAUGCGCACGGGCAUGGGCCGCCACCUGGUGGCUAUUACGACCAUUAUGGGCAAUAUCAUUACGAUCCAUACUACAAUGCACAACAAGACCCUUAUGGAGCAUAUGGGUCAUCAUACGGCCAUUAUGGGUAUCAUUCUAGCCGAGCUCCAUACCCUACGCAGGUGGCCCAUCCUAGUCAAGCGCCAUACGGUUCAGGAGCACAAAGUCAUUACACAGAUCCGUACGCGCCACGUUAUGACCCUAGUACGGGACAGUACACGGAUCCGUACCAUGGAGGGAAGGAUCCAUAUUUUGGGGCUAAUCAGGGUUUAAAACCUCGCGGUCAAACAGCGUUAAUGGACCAGUUAUCAAUUAUAAAACCACAACCAAGUGCAUCUCCGUCAUACGGACAUUCCGGCAAAUGGAUAGAAAUGCGAGCUGCAAAUGAUCUUCGUAUGAAAUCCCGUCGGCGGAAUAGGCAGGGCUCUACUCGACGAAGAGGGUACAUUCCCAGGGGAGAGAAACAAACACUUAAACGAGUAUCUCCUACAGCUUCUAACUAUCAUCAAGGCUCGUACGCUGGUUCUAAGUCUAGAGUCGGAGGAAGCCAGUCUAACUGGCAGAACCAGCAACGCCCGCAAAGACGUCAGCAGCAAGCGGGCUUCAACCGUCGAAACAAUAAUGGUCAACAAAGCGGACAAGGUAAACAGAACACAUGGAACAAAGGCAAUUCCGGUUAUAACGCCUGGAGUUAUCAGCAGUCACAAUAUACUGAUACUAAUACUGGAGGUAUUAGUCAACCAUCGUCGAGUUAUUCUGGAUCAGCUUAUCAAAACCAAAAUAACCAAUAUAAUAAAAACACAGCUUACGAUAACAAUGCUUAUGCAAAUACGGCCUCUCAGGUUGGGAGUGCGGCAGUGCAACCUAGUCCAUAUCCUAGUUCUGCCACUGGCCAAAACAGUAACUAUUAUGCUACCGGUAGUUCCGGCUAUAACCAAGGACAGGGAACGGGAACUUCGUCCAAUGCUUAUAACCAACAGGGAUAUGAUUAUUAUGGAUCUGGUUCCACCGGAACAGGAAGUGGAACAGGCUCAAUGACAAGUAAUAUUGCCUAUAAUACACCAGCCCCAUCCAACUAUGGGUCGGGCUAUAAUAGUCAAGGUGCAUAUAAUUAUGAUACCUCUGCAACGUCAUCACAGCAGCAAACAUAUUAUAACAACAACCAGAACGCCAUAAAACAAGGUUCUAACACGUUUGGAUUAGGUACUCAAGGAGCAUCAUACAACUAUGAUACUUCAUAUAAUAAUCAAGGAAUGUCGACAGGAAAUUAUGAUGCAGGUGGAAGUCAAAUGCAAACAGGUGCUUAUGAUACUGCAGGAUCAUGGGGAGGACAGAACUUUAAUAUGGAUACUCAAACCGGUCAGUCUAAUUGGAACACAGGGAAUUCGUUCGGUCAAGGACAGUCACCUAACACUGUAUCUGAUACGAUUUCUGAUUAUAUGACCAUGAACAAUGCAAAUUCCGGGUUUGCCUCCAAAACUGGUUCGUCGAGCAUCGGUUCUACAAAUUCAGGUAAAACAAAUGAACAAAAUGUAGCUGAAACAAUGAUCAAAAUGUUGGAAAAACUUAAGACAGCUGCGGCUGCUAACGCAUCGACAAGUGUAUCAACUAGUUCGACCCCUAGUAAGACCCAGAAACAAGAACCCGUACAAAUUUCAAAAAGUAUGGAGGCCGCCAUUAAGAAUGCCAUUAUAAAUGCCGCAAAGGACAUUUCAAAUAAAAUGAAAGCCGACAAAACAACUUAUGUUGGAACUCAAGAAACUUAUCAGAGAUCUCCAUCGGUUCAGGCUGUGGACACGUCAUUCAAAGCUGACAUCACAAGUCCAUAUGGAUGGACGCAACCGCCUACAACAACUGUGCAGACAUGGACAGAGGCACCAACGACGACAGCGGCACCUACUGCAGGAAAUAGACGAUGGGGACCCACAGGGGGAAUGUGGGGAACCUCUUCCUCGGGCAACUAUUACGGAGUGACUUUAUCUCCCAGGGGGAGAGCAGGUGGACAGUGGGGAACAGCAGCGCCAACUACUCCCAAAGUUUCGUUUCUAGGUAAAAUGAGUAGGAAACGUCUAGCAAGCACCAUGACACCUAGAACCACUCAAAACCCAAUGAAGGGAUUUCAACAACUUUUACUAGCUUCCGUUUUAUUCAACAAAAAAUAA
This is a messenger RNA of Ylistrum balloti, 2418 nucleotides long. Its product is annotated as hornerin-like. The coding region runs from base 1 to 2418 and encodes 805 amino acids. The record is from RefSeq and is a predicted model, not a curated record. The transcript has a single exon. Lineage: Eukaryota; Metazoa; Mollusca; Bivalvia; Pectinida; Pectinidae.